UACUUUCAAAAACGUUGUACGACAAAGCUCGACAGUCUGACGACUUAGACGAGACGAAUCAUUGACACAGUACAGUAGAGAAGAAGAGAGAUCUCAGCAUUCAAUUGUCGUUCUACUUCAUCAUCAACAUGAACAAGAAAGGAAACCCACAAAACUUCCGGCACGGCGGGGGGUGGCGACCUCAGCCGCAACCUCCUGAAAACGGCAGAUUUUUCCCGCAACAGGUGCGUCCACAAUUUAGGGCGUCAACGUCGAGAAAUGAUACUCUUGAGAGGAUCAAUGCAGCACUGAUCAAAGCUCGCCAAGAUGUAAUAGCGGCCGGAGAGAAUGUCUCCACAUUGAAAGUGUCACAGGCGGCUUUAUUGACACUUGAAGUUGAUUCUUGGGAAUCUUUGGGGUUCCGAAUGCAGUAUGUGCCUUAUCUCUACAAUCUCAUGUGUACAGAAGGGAAGAUCAUUGCGUUCAUCCACUGCUUUGUCGGGGUUAGAAAAGUUACUUCGUUGUAUGAAUUGGAACUGGCUAUUUGCGAGAACGAAGGGAUUGAACAGUUUGAAGAGCUUGAAUUGGGUCCUUUGCUGAAGCAUCCACUUGUCAUGCAUUAUUUUUCUUUGAGUUCUGAUGUGACAGAAGUUUUACAAAUAAAGACUGAAGACAUCAUUUCUUAUCUUCAUAAAUUCGUAGAAACUCGCCGAGGAAAAGAAGUUAAGAUUGAUGAGUUGCUCGAUUACAUUGCUUCCAAGCGAUCUGUCGUUAGCAGGGAAAUGCUGCAAGUGCGCAUUCAAAGCUUGGGGAUGCACAUUGCUCUUGUCAAACGCAUAAAGCGAUCAGAACAUACUUUACUAAAGAGCCUGAAGUCUGCUAAGAAGGAAAGUGCCAAGUUGUUUUCCUCGGAAAAUGAAAUUUUUGUUGAUGAUCACCUGAGAUAUUUGUCGAGUUCAGAGGAAGAUGAAAGCAAUUGUAAUGAUUAUGAAAAUAACCAGGAGAGUUGUGAUGUACUGAGUGAUGCCAAGUGCUCAUUGCAGAAUGUAAAGAGUGUAGACCAAGAAAUUGAAGAAGAGGGACAUCCUGCUGCUAGUGAGGUAUUAAAAAAAAGCAAAAACAAUAAACGAUCCCGAAAAAGGAGCAAAUUGGGUACUAAUUGUGGCGUUUUUUCAUCUCCCAAAGUGUUAAGGAGAGUUAAAAUGUUCUUUACAACUUGGAAGGAGCGAUGCUUGCAGAAUAAUGCAAAUGAGGUAUGCUUGUUCCUGUUGUUUUCAUUAUGUACCCAUAAAAAUGCCAUACCUGUAUAUUUCGUUAGGCUGUAGCAGUGUAUUUAGCAGCUUUUGUGUUAUUUUACUUAGAGCAGUUUUAUUUCCUAGCAUGUUAAUUCAUCUUUUUGGUGUAAUUAACUUGGUAUCUACUGGUAUAUAGUUUUUUGUAUGAAUUGUUUGCAUUCGGAUGUAGAAGCAUAUUUAAGAAGAAGUUAGGCACUCUCAACUGCAUAGCAAUACCCAAAUUCACAAUGUCUUG
Molecule: messenger RNA, 1509 nt
Organism: Olea europaea var. sylvestris
Lineage: Eukaryota; Viridiplantae; Streptophyta; Magnoliopsida; Lamiales; Oleaceae
Exons: 4
Coding region: 129-1304 (391 amino acids)
Source: RefSeq, a predicted model, not a curated record